AAAUGCCUCAUAUGAAACGGCUUCGUUGAAAACAGUUUUAACUUCCCCAAUCUUUUACUACUAAUAUUGUUCAUCUCUGUCUAAAAGUUACUUCUGUCAAGGUUCCGGAAGCUAGAAGAGUUAAUAAUAAAUAAAACUGAUUUUUCUGCUACAUAAAUGACCUUAAGGUGAUGGAAUAUGUCUUCUUUACAAUUUAAGACUUCUCACUCAUAAAUGUUGGGUAACUGAACACUGACCACAUUUUUCUAGGGGUCACCUAUCUUUAGAGCGCAGUUUGAAAUGGAGCAGGGUAAGACAGAACGUAACCUCCAUCUGGCUCGCCGUCAGCAAUGUGCGUGUUUAAUUCAAGAAAUUGGGUCAAGGCUGCAAACGACACAAGUGGUUAUCAACACUGGAAUAUACUACAUGCAUUACUUUUACGAGGUUUUUUCUCCGGAAACCAUCAAACCCAUCUUAGUUGCUAUAGCUGCAUUCUACUGUGCGUGUAAGACGGAAGAUUUCUCCAGAAAGUUGUCUUUUUUGAUUAAAGCUGCCUACGACAUUCUAAGGAGGCCUGCUCCUGAUGAAGCAUCAGAUUCAUUUAAACGUCUCGUACAAAAUGUCCAUGCUCUAGAGGCUACUAUUCUUAUGGUGAUCGGAUUCCAAACACUUGAGGUGAAGCAACCUCAUGUGUUGCUAGUAAAAGCCAUUCGUAUGAACAAGUUUCCGAAGGAAAUAGCCCACACCAGUUACUAUAUCUGUACAAACAUUUUACAUCUCACCACCUUGGUACUACGACAUUCUGCAGAAGCGAUUGCUGCAGCUAGCCUAUAUAUUGCAGCAAAGUGGAAUGACACAGACAUUCAGUCAUCAAAAGGGGAAUGGUUUCAUACAUUCUCACCUACCCUGACAUAUGAGGAGAUCUCCAAAAUAACAGAUGAGUUCACUCUGACUUUUCAGGAAUGCGAUUUGAAAAUUAGGGAGCAGUUGCGUAAUUCACUCCGAUCUCGGAAACUGCAAAAAGAACGAAGGGAGGAACCAAUCAACAAUCCUCCUCGAGGUCUAGAUUCUCAAAGAAGAUUCGCACCGGACUCUCAGCAGAGGAGCGAUUCUUGGAAGCCCGAAAAAAGACCUUACACCACUGCCAAUCCUAAUCCAAUUCAAAUGGCUCCUCAACACGCGACCCAUCAUAAUCGGAGUCACGCUAGUAGCUCACAAAAUAUUCAAAUGAAUCAUGCAUACCAUGGACACAAUCGUGCUCCUACUUCGCAUGCUUAUGGAAGCGAGCAUUUUAGUAGAUCUCACUCUAAUCGUGCUCCGGCUACUGGCCCUUGGUUUGGUUCCGUAUUAGUAAACUUACUGCCGGUAGUGUAAGAAAAAUUCUUACACUAUGCCGGUAACUGCUUUUAGUCUAAUCGCUAUCCUAACAACCUUCCUUGGAUGGUAGGACCUGCAGCAACAAUGGUUCCAGUCAGUUUAGCUUGUUGGGUCAUCGCGAUAUGCAAGCCCGACCACCACGUCAAGGUAGCAGCUAUCGGUCAGGUGUCUGCUGAUGUCUCUAAUUCUGUUUUGAAUUCCUUUAAGGCAUGUAAAUUCAAGUUUAAGUUCCAUAUGUUUGCGAGAUAGGGUUUUUUUUUGUUGGCUUGAAGUUGUGCUAGUCUUAAAUUUUCAGAUACUAAUGGGAUUUCUUGAUCACACAUGCAGUGAUAUGAUUUAGAAAGACUACGGAUUUAAAAAGUUAUCUUAGUCUACUCACACGAUCUGUUAACAAGCUGGAUUUUCAUAAGUAAACUUUCAAAAGUUUUGUCUCAUAAUAGCAACUUUUGGAGAAAGUAUUUAAUUUCAAGGAUAAUCUUUAUUAACCUAUCAUUAUAGAGAAAGUUGAUAUUUCUAAGAGUUGUUCAUUCUAAGCACAAAGUCUGAAAAUGUUACAAAUCUUCAUGUUAAAAGUAAAAAUAAUGUCUUCGUUGCGAUGUGUAUUCCCAAGCGUAGUUAAGACUACUAGAUAGAAUUCGUGAUCGCGCUCCUCAAAUUUCUUGU
Molecule: messenger RNA, 2019 nt
Organism: Trichobilharzia regenti
Lineage: Eukaryota; Metazoa; Platyhelminthes; Trematoda; Strigeidida; Schistosomatidae
Source: the annotation of a GenBank genome assembly